AGUGCUAAAGGAGGCAGCUGGUCAACAAGCGCGCUGUGCCGCCAAUUCCGAAUUAAUUAAAUCACUUUAAUUGAAAACACAGCGAAUCCGCAUCAGGUGCCAAAGGCCCAAAAGAGCUCUAACAAUUCGUCAGUUGUUCGUUCGCGAGUCGCACGGGUGUCGCGAGGCGAGUGUGGGUCAAGUGUAUGUGUGUGUGUCUGCUACACAACGUUGCAAAAAAUUUAUGACCAAAGCGGCAUUAAUAUCACAGAUACGCGGCUCGUUUCAACAUCAUUUCGCUGUGUGAAAGAACUCCAAAAAUUGGGUCUCGCUUGCAAAACGAAAGCAAAAGAAAAAAAAUCAACGGGUAUACAUUUCGUUGUCGUCGCCGUCGCAGUCGCCGUCCUCGUCGUCGUCGUUGUGACUGCGGGCGCCGCUGCCCCAUUCGAAUUGUGUGUGUUGUCCUACAGCACAAACACACACACACAUAACGCACACACACGUACACGGCAAUUGUGUUUACUGUAGAGUGGCCGCUGCCUCGGCCUGCGUCAUUCAAAAAUUCACAUACAUAUGUACGAUACAUAUACUAGAUCUGUGCGUGUAGCCUGUGUCUGUGUCUAUAUGUGUCUGCAUGCAUAUGAAUGUAUGUAAAUUACGUGCAUGUAAAAUGCGAUUGGAAUUUUGUCAACGCAACGCCCGCAUCUAAAUUAGCAACAUUAACAGCAACAGUGACAGCAACAACAUCCACAGCAGGAGCGAGCAGAACAACAACAAUAAGCCAUUUAUUUGCGUCUCAGCACUGCUGAAUGUGUGUGACGUGCGAAGAAAAUAAAAGGCAGAAGAAGGCAUAACAAGAAAAAUCAAUAGGAAUCUGUCGUAGUCGAGUCGAGUCGAGUGAAGUGCAGCGCAAAAUUUCCCUUUGUGCCAAAAAGUAGCUAGAGAGUGGCGAGUAAUGUGUAAUGGAGACCUUUUUGCCAGCGACGGCAACAUGAUGUGAAACAUGGCAAUCGAAUCAGCCAAAGCCAUUUAGAGUCAUCAAUUGGCGGGGUCGCGACCACCGCCGUGUGGCAAGGACGCAGCGGGACAAAUGCACAGCAUGGUGGCAGCAAAAUGUAGAAGCAGCAACAGCAACAGCAGUUGGAUCUGGAGCUGGAGCUGUUGGAGGAGCAGAAGCAGGAGCAGAAGUAGAGGAGUGCGACUGCCAGCCUGGUGGCAGCUGUUGUGGGCCUUGUGCUUCGCCUGCCUCAUCGGCUGGGUGUGGGGCGAUGACUGGUCACAGAGCUGCGCUUCGAACUGCACCUGCAAGUGGACCAAUGGCAAAAAGUCGGCCAUCUGCAGUUCGCUGCAAUUGACCAGCAUACCAACAACGCUGAGCACUGAGCUACAGGUGCUGGUCCUCAAUGAUAAUCACAUACCAUAUCUGAAUCGAGAGGAGUUCUCGGCAUUGGGUCUGCUCAAUUUGCAGCGCAUUUAUUUAAAGAAAUCCGAGGUCCAAUACAUACACAAGGAGAGUUUUCGCAAUUUGAAGAUACUCGUCGAGAUUGAUCUGUCCGACAACAAGCUGGAGAUGCUCGACAAGGACACGUUCAUGGGCAACGAUCGUCUGCGCAUUCUCUAUCUCAAUGGCAACCCACUCAAACGUCUCUCGGCGUAUCAAUUUCCCAUCUUGCCCCAUUUGCGCACUCUCGACAUGCACGAUUGUUUGAUCUCCUCGAUUGAUGCCAUGUCGCUGGCCAAUCUCAAUCAGCUGGAGUUUCUCAAUCUCAAGAACAAUCUUCUUGAGAGCCUCAGCGAAUAUGUGUUCCAGCACAUGACCAAUCUAAAGACACUCUCCCUGGAGGAGAAUCCCUGGCAAUGCAAUUGCAAACUGCGUAAAUUUCGCACCUGGUAUGUGAGCAGUCGCCUCAGUUCGGUGAGUCUCGUGUGCAAGGGUCCGCCAUCGCAAAAGGAUCGCACCUGGGACAGCGUAGACGAGGAGUUGUUCGGUUGCCAGCCGCGUGUGGAGAUCUUCAACAACGAGGAGGCAACCAACAUUGACAUUGGCAGCAACACAACCUUCAGUUGCUUGGUCUAUGGAGAUCCGCUGCCCGAAGUGAGUUGGGAGCUGAACGGGAAGAUACUCGAUAAUGAUAAUGUGCUCUUCGAUGCGGAGAGCAUCACAUCGGACAAGAUGUGGAGCAAUCUUACCGUGUUCAAUGUGAGCAGUCUCGAUGCUGGCACUUAUGCUUGCACUGGCAGCAAUCUUGUGGGUUCGAUGACGCAGAACAUUAGCAUUUACCUCAGCGAAAUUGUGCAGCAUGUGUUGGUCAAGACACCGGAGACGUUUUGGUACUUUGGCUUGAUCAUGGGCAUCUUUGGCACCGUCUUUCUGCUCAUUGCCAUCUCGUUUGUGGUGUGUUUGUGCAAGCGCACUACGAGGCAGCAUCGACAUGCCAACAAGGCGGGCGUCAAGUCGAGCGUCAGCUUCAACGAUCAGGAGAAGAAGCUACUCGACUCGAGUGUGACGACAACAACCAACGAUCGCGGCGAUAGCUAUGGCAUCGACAACAAUCCCAGCUCCAUUAACAAAACGGAUUCAUCGCUGGGCUUCAAUCAGAUCGAAAUACAUGCGGUGGAGAAUCAUCGCUCUGGCUUAGGAUUGGCCAUGAGUCAGCAUCAGCAGCAUCAGCAGCAGCAACAGCAGCAACAACAACAGCAGCAGCAGCAACAAGCUGGCAACAAUCAGGCGGCAGCUGCGCAGCAUAUGCGACAACAGCUGAUGACUGUCAAGGAUCCCACCUGUGGCCUAAUCAGCGUGCCCACCUCGAUGGCUGGCUACCAGCAUCAGCAUCAGCAUCAGCUGCAACAUUCCCAUGCGCAUCCCCAUCAGCUGCAGCACUCGCAUUCGCAUCAACAUCCCGGACAACUGUCCGAGGAGUUCCCGCUGAACGUGGGCGUCUUUCCACCGCCGCCGGAGUUCUGCUCCAACAUUGUGCCGAACCCGAGUUUUGGCAACAUUUUCAUACGCGUCUCGGUGACGCAAGACAUGUUGGAUGGCGCCGACAUCAACAUGUAUCCCGAUCUGCUGAAUAUACCCAAGCGACUGCAGGAUGUGCAGUGCACAGCUGGCGGCGAUGCUGCCGCCGGAGCGGGCAACUCCUCCACCUCGGGCGAUGGCCAAACUGUGGCACAGUUUGCCACCUUGCCACGCCACACCACACGCCGUGGCAUACUCAAAAAAGAUCCCUCACUGCAGCAGGCAGCAGCAGCGGCAGCAGCAGCGAAUCUCUAUCCACACGACGAGAUUGUCACCUACAACAUGGAGACGGGUGGCUACCACAGUGGGGCCGGUGGCAUGGAGCUGCCGCCCCCUCCACCACCACCCGCUGUCACUGCAGUGGUGCAGUGCCAUCAUCCCACAACAGCAGCGCCAGUCUCGUCGGCGAAUUGCGCCAGCUGCAUCAACAAUGCGCCAUCCUCCUCCGCCUGCAGCACGCCACCGAUUGUGGAGGCGACGCCACUGCGACCGCUGUGCAAGAGCAGCACUGGCGGCGGCGUUGGCGGCGGUGGCGUCGACAGCUCCGCCUAUCCCAAGUACGACAACAUGGGCAGGCGCAUCACGGCCAGCGGUGGCCUGGGCAACUCCACGUUGUCGCUGCCCGAUGAGAACGAGACGCUGUUCAACGAGUCGGAGGAGCAAACGCAUCAGCCAUCAACUGAAGACGAAUCCUCGCCAGAUCACGAGCUGCAGACGACGGAGCCAGCGCCUGGAGUGGACAAAGGAGGUGGCGGCGGUGCUGGAGAGUUUGUGUCCCUCUAGUAUUACGGCACGCAGGUGUAAAUAGCGAGAAAAAGAGAGAGAGAGAGUAGCGCCACCUGCCGGUCAAUAGAUUGUGCUACCCAAUCAACCCAAUAAUAAAGCAAAGCGAAGUUAGAUAGAAGAAGGGAUAAAGAGAAGAGAAUGAGAAAGACGUCCCCAAUUUGGCAAUCCUUUUGUUCAUAUCAUGUACUAGAUAAAAGGGAACUCAAUAAAUUGUGUUCUUGCAAACCUGACACAAUCUAUUGACUGCCGCGAUCCAAGAGCAAUUUAAGCAGCAUUAGAAAAACCAAUCCCCAGAAAAAUGAGAAUAUGAGAAUGUUAUGUUAACACACAAAAAAAAAAUGCAGCAAGGAUUAUUAAUGAUGAUUUUAUUCAACUCUUAUGCUCAUAAGUAUUUUGUAGAUUAAUUAGUCGUAUAAUCGUACAUAGCAAAAAAUCCAUGGUAUCCCAAUUCCUAAACUCACAAACACAUGCUAAAUCAAAAAUAAAUAUAUAUAUAAAGUA
Messenger RNA from Drosophila albomicans, 4285 nucleotides. RefSeq lists its product as uncharacterized. Gene Ontology annotation, molecular function: protein binding. NCBI's taxonomy places the organism in Eukaryota, Metazoa, Arthropoda, Insecta, Diptera, Drosophilidae. The record is from RefSeq and is a predicted model, not a curated record. The transcript has 3 exons. Bases 1070 to 3781 code for a protein of 903 amino acids.